AUGAGUAGUAUUGUUAAGAAGGGCAUAAGUUUCACCCCUAAGGUGAAAAAGACAAGUAAAAAAUCUGCUAUAUCUAGGGCUUCAACUACACCCAAUACACCCGAGGCAACUCAGAAGACGCCAACUAGCCAAGUAACAGUAAGCACCGAGAAGAAGAAGAAGCAUCAUCAUCAUCAUCAUAAUCAUAAUAAUGAAGCAGACCGAAUACGACCGCUUGAGACCCCCCCAAAUUCCCAAGCUUUAGAACUAGGGAGAAAAGAGGCUUCUGAAGGAGGUAGUGGGCUACUGAAAAAGUCUGGAAACGUCACAAUAGCUGUUGCAGCUGAAAGAAACGAUCUGCUAGCAAUUUCCAAAUAUCCCGAUUCAGCAAUUGUAGAUAGUUCCGAUGAGGAAAAUGAGGAAGGGGAUUUAUCCAUUCAGCAAAACAAAAACAAGAUUCGACAAUUUUCUCAUAGUCAAAGAAGAUUAUCUGGAAUUAAUCAGGUUGGGUAUAGAAGUAGAUCCUCUUCAGUAUCGCAAAAGCCACAAGAUGAGGCUCACACUGCUUCUACUCAAGGUCCUGCUAGGAUUAUUAUUCCUCAACAAAAGACUGCAAAAAGAAGGAGAUCACUGGUUUCUAGAAGCUCAAAAAGAAGAUCGGUUUCAUAUCCAAUACCAAUUGUAAAUACGAUUGCGCCCACAUUAAAACCUUCGAUGCUAGAUCCAAAAAUUCCACUCCGCCCCGCUGCUGCUAACUCUGCUGCUGCUGAUUUUGCCACCACUGAUUCUGCCAUUUCAGCACUUGAUCUUCAUAAACUGUCUCCAAAAGGAGUUCCCAGAGCUGCUCCAGUGAGUUUGAUCAUGAAUGAUCCAGACCCAAAACCAGAAUCGGUAAGGGAGAAAAAAAGUAUAUCUGAAAAAGCAAAGGGAAAAGAAAAGGAAGAAGAAAAGGAGAGGGAAGACGAAAGUUCCAUUUUGAGUAAAAGGCGACGUACUGAAGACGUAGUAAGUAAGGAAUUUGUACUUGGAAUAGAUCCAAAGACAAACAAGGUUAGAAAAUUUCGAAGAAAAGAUGCUUUGAAAAAAGAAGUCAAGUCGGAGAAUGGCUUUUCAAGGGUAGCCGAUGUCAUGCUUGAUGAUAUAGCACCGAUCGAGCCAGAUAAUUUGGUUACAACCGUUACCAGUGUUAGUCAAAUCCCUGUCAAUAUCAAGGAAGAAGAUCUGAGCUUAUAUGCCGAGCUUGACUAUGCAUACGAAGGUAUGACAAUGGCAGAUUUAUGCAAGCCAACACUCAAAAUUGGGCAAGUUAGUUCGAAUCAUGCAUUAGUAGUGGAAGCUGAAAAACAAAUGAAACAAGAAAAGACACAGAGAAGACUAGAUAGAGCCAGAGCAAGAAGAGAGAAAAUUUCUCUAGAGGAGGCUAGACUUUUAAAUGAGGGGAAAACGCUGGAAGAUACCAAAUCAGAUGAUGAUAAAACAAACAAAAAUAAAAAGGUAGACUUGUUUCUGCUAGACGAUGACGACCAAUCGCAAACUUCAACGGCAAUUCAAUUGACUUUGUUAGAUGGUAAGAUAGGGUACAAAGAAGAAUCAGCGAUAGUUGUAAAGCAAAGAGUGGAUACUUCAAACCGUAUUGUAGAACAAGCUAACCCAUAUUCUAACCCUGUCACUUCAGCAACUUACGGAAAGCAAUUGCAUACGGACAAGUGGACCUCCGCCGAGUUGCAAGAGUUUUACAAAGCAUUGAGUAUGUUUGGUACCGACUUUUCGUUGAUAUCACAGUUGUUUCCGCAUAGGACGAGAAAGCAGAUCAAGUCCAAGUUUGCAUUGGAAGAGAAGAAAUAUCCCGAGGUGGUUGAGUUGGCUUUGAAAAGGAAAUUGCCUGUUGAUUUCGAAGAAUACCGAAAAAAUGUUAAAAACGAUAUCAAGACUAUUGAACAGUAUAACGAGAACUUGCGUAAAGUAAGGUUUGAACAUGAGGAAAGUAUGAAUGCGAUUGCCAUGGAACGGGAAAAAGCAUAUAGAGAAGAUGCAGAAGCUAGCAGAAGAAGAGAAAUUGAAAUUAGAACCGGUACUAAGCCAAUGACGAGAGCCGAGAAGGUGAAAGAAUUGCGUAAGAAUGAAAUAGUUGUUGGUUCUAUAGAUGAUGUUAAACGGAAUCAGAGAAUGUAA
Molecule: messenger RNA, 2151 nt
Organism: Lodderomyces oxycetoniae
Lineage: Eukaryota; Fungi; Ascomycota; Pichiomycetes; Serinales; Debaryomycetaceae
Product: transcription factor TFIIIB subunit
Exons: 1
Coding region: 1-2151 (716 amino acids)
Biological process (GO): RNA polymerase III preinitiation complex assembly
Cellular component (GO): transcription factor TFIIIB complex
Molecular function (GO): TFIIIC-class transcription factor complex binding
Source: RefSeq, a predicted model, not a curated record